Molecule: messenger RNA, 618 nt
Organism: Antrostomus carolinensis (chuck-will's-widow)
Lineage: Eukaryota; Metazoa; Chordata; Aves; Caprimulgiformes; Caprimulgidae
Gene: INO80C
Product: INO80 complex subunit C
Exons: 5
Coding region: 1-618 (205 amino acids)
Biological process (GO): chromatin remodeling
Cellular component (GO): Ino80 complex
Source: RefSeq, a predicted model, not a curated record
AUGGCUUUCACUAAUCCUGAAAUAAACCCAAUGCUGUUUGUACUCAGUAGGCUUUGGCCACUCUAUUCCCCUCCUCCCUCCACUUUGAGUGUCAGUUGUAAAUUGCUUGACAAAUACUCUGUUUCAUGCUCCCCACCGCUGGCUUGCAACACCUUUAAAGAUUCAAAAGAGACAGAAAAGCUAAAAAGGCAACAGAGUGCAGGUGGAGAGGCCAUGAAUGAAAACAAAUUUCUGAACACAGACUCCAGCACAGGAUCAGUGGAAACAACUGUCAAGCCGUUACCAUUUAAAGAUCCAAACUUCAUCCACUCCGGCAUUGGUGGAGCAGCAGCUGGCAAGAAGAACAGAACUUGGAAGAACCUAAAACAAAUUCUUGCUUCUGAAAGGGCAUUGCCAUGGCAACUAAAUGAUCCUAGCUAUUUUAAUAUUGAUGCUCCUCCUUCUUUUAAGCCUGCCAAGAAAUAUUCGGACAUUUCAGGACUUCCGGCAAAUUACACAGAUCCCCAGAGCAAGCUGAGAUUUAGUACUAUUGAAGAAUUUGCCUAUAUUCGGAUGCUCCCUUCAGAUGUGGUUACAGGAUACCUGGCUCUAAGGAAAGCAACAAGUAUUGUUUCCUGA